Molecule: messenger RNA, 1114 nt
Organism: Aspergillus ochraceoroseus IBT 24754
Lineage: Eukaryota; Fungi; Ascomycota; Eurotiomycetes; Eurotiales; Aspergillaceae
Exons: 2
Coding region: 165-1091 (308 amino acids)
Source: RefSeq, a predicted model, not a curated record
CGUCUACAGGAGAUGGAGGCGGUGAGUAGUGAACGUUGGAGAGGUCCUUGACGUACCAGUACAGACAAGGAAGUGAUCGCUAAACCCGAGCAGACAAUACUAAAUCUAAACGGCGCCAUAGACACAUCAAAGAUCGAUCUCGCGACGGCCUUUUUCGACACAGAAUGAAUUCCGCCGGCUCUUCGACUGCGGGUCGAGGCCUACUGUCGGCAUAUCAUGAACGGGAUAACGAUGACGCUGGCUUGCUUCGACCGAUAACUGGGGAAACUACACGAUCUCGCUGGGGGUCGGAACCGACAGCGAUUGGGGCUGGAAGCAGGAGGGGGAGUUUAUUUGAUCUGGUCGAGGAGGACAAACAACUCGGAUUAAUCAAGCGACCGGAGGAUAUCCGGUCCAUGGACGACUUGGUGCAAGUUAGGAACCAGCGAACCAAAGGAGAAGAGUAUCUCCGUUCUGCAUUGUCGUUGAUUGGAACGCUUGCGACGGAUAUCACCCGCAGGCUCGACUAUACGUACUACGGCCUCUUGGAGAAGAUCGCGGCGCUCAACGUGACGAUAUCCUCCUUCCAAGAACUGUCAGAUUCUACGACCAAGCUCUUCCAUGACUUUCAGCAUGAGACGACUAGCUUGGAGCAAGAUAUCCGGAAACAAGUCACCGACCUCAAGGAGUUUCAGCCGCAGACGGAACGAAUCGAGGCCUUGGAAGAACGGAUGAGGGCCGGCAAAGCUAGGGCGGGGGCUCUCAGUAGUAGGCUUGAGGCGAUGCGAGAUGAGAUCGAACAAUGGGAGAAGAGGGAGCUGGAAUCCCAGAAGCGGAUCAACCAAAGUCUGCGCGUUUUCUGGGGGGUUAUUGCUGCUGGGAUACUUGCAAUUGUGAUUGCUGCGGUGAUUCAGAAUCGGCCGGUCGAAGAGCCAUCAAGUCCAACAUUACCUUUGAAAGCCGUGAGGUCGGCAAACCAUCUUCCUUGGGCUCAGAAAGACGCCGCUGGGACUUCACACAUCGAGCAUGUACAAUCUCCUGCAUUAUCUGAUAUUGAUACCCGCCAAGGACCUACCGAGUAUGACCGGCUGCGAAUCUUCGACGAACUAUGAAACAGCAUGUUUCUUGUAACACC